AUGGACCAGCUGAUGAAUCUCCUCUACUUGAACUUCUCUGAGCAACUGAGCCUGCUGGAGGAAAGUGAGGAGUGUAGCAGUGACUCCGUGGGGAAUAGCACCUUCCUGAUAGUGGCCUAUAGCACAGUCAUUGCCGUGGGGCUGAUUGGGAACCUCUGCCUAGUCUGUGUCAUUGUCCAACAAAAGGAGAUGAGGAAUGUUACCAACAUCUUCAUUGCCAACCUCUCCUGUUCCGACAUCCUCAUGUCCCUUGUCUGCAUGCCCAUCACUGUCAUCUACACCUUGAUGGACCGCUGGAUCCUGGGAGAAGCGCUCUGCAAGGUCAGCCCCUUUGCCCAGUGCAUUUCUGUCACUGUCUCAAUCCUUUCCCUUGUCUGGAUUGCCCUGGAGAGGCACCAGCUCAUCAUUAACCCUACCGGGUGGAAGCCAGCAGCCAACCAUGCCUAUCUCGCUGUAGCCCUUACCUGGGCAGUAGCCUGCUUAAUUUCAUUGCCCUUCCUCUCCUUCAACAUCCUGAUGGAGCCCUUUCGGAACCUCAGCCUCCCCUUUGAUAACUUUAAGGACCACAUGAUCUGCAUCGAGAGCUGGCCAUCAAACCAUCACCGCCUGGCCUACACCACCUUCCUCUUCCUUUUCCAGUACUGCCUGCCUCUGAUCCUCAUCAUGGCCUGCUAUUUCCGUAUCUUCUUGCGUCUUCAGCGCCGCAAGGACAUGGUGGAGCGGGCCAAGGAUGGUUCCCGGACCACCAGUCACAGGAAGGUCAACAUCAUGUUGGCUUGCAUUGUCGUUGCUUUUGCCGCCUGUUGGCUUCCCCUCACAGUCUUCAAUGCCCUCUAUGACUGGGACCAUGAGAAGAUCUCUGUGUGUUACCACAACUUCAUCUUCUCCCUCUGCCAUCUCAUGGCCAUGGCUUCUACUUGCAUCAAUCCCAUCAUUUAUGGGUUCCUCAACAGCAAUUUCCAGAAGGAAGUUAAGGCCUUGCUGUAUCGCUGUAGCUGCAGUAGCGAGAAGGACAAGUAUGAGAGCUUCCCCCUCUCUACUGUCAGCACUGAGAUCUCCAAGGCCUCGCUCCGUAGUGGGGGAACCAAUGCUUGA
Molecule: messenger RNA, 1095 nt
Organism: Eublepharis macularius
Lineage: Eukaryota; Metazoa; Chordata; Lepidosauria; Squamata; Eublepharidae
Product: neuropeptide Y receptor type 4-2-like
Exons: 1
Coding region: 1-1095 (364 amino acids)
Biological process (GO): G protein-coupled receptor signaling pathway
Cellular component (GO): plasma membrane; neuron projection
Molecular function (GO): neuropeptide binding; pancreatic polypeptide receptor activity
Source: RefSeq, a predicted model, not a curated record